Esox lucius (northern pike) is the source of this 4867-nucleotide messenger RNA. RefSeq names its product Ras and Rab interactor 2 (gene rin2a). Gene Ontology annotation, biological process: signal transduction; vesicle-mediated transport. Gene Ontology annotation, cellular component: endocytic vesicle; cytosol. NCBI's taxonomy places the organism in Eukaryota, Metazoa, Chordata, Actinopteri, Esociformes, Esocidae. The transcript has 12 exons. Bases 241 to 3420 code for a protein of 1059 amino acids. The record is from RefSeq and is a predicted model, not a curated record. Gene Ontology annotation, molecular function: small GTPase binding; guanyl-nucleotide exchange factor activity.
AGAAAAGAAAAGAAUUGGAGGAAAUCAUGGACGGAACGUAUUCGGCAAAGGAGCCUAGACAACUUUUCAACGACAAACAAUGAAUUCCCCGUCAUUUCAGUGACGCAAAGUGACUUAUUACUUCAAAAUGAAAGACAAUUAUAAACAUACCCCAGGCCUGGUUCUUUAGGCGUUUAUUUCUGCAGACUGGACACGUCGGAAAGAGAGAAAGACAGAAAGGACAAACGACAGGGGGAUAGCAUGUCCAGCAGCGCAGUCAUCCAACCCAGCCAGGGGGACCAGACAGGGAGCUUCUUCAAGCUGAUUGACUCAUUUGCCUGGGAGAUCGGGACUCUGAAGAAAGAGAUGGUGCAGAAGGCUGCGAGAGACCCAGAGCCUGACACACUACAGGGGCUGGAUGUGGAGUUAGGGGGUCUGUUCUUCCACGCUCCUCCCAGUGUCGGCUUGGGUGCCGGGCCGGCUGGAGCUGGGGACUCGGGCUACCAAUCGAUGCGGAGCAGGAUGAGUGUGCUGGACCGGCUGGUGCAAACACACACUGUGUGGCUGCAGCUGGGGCUAAGCCAUGCCGAGGCCACGCGCAUACUGCUACCACAGCCCACCGGGACGUUCCUGGUGAGAAAGUCGACCACCCUGCAGAGGAAGGUGAUCUCUCUGCGGAUGAGCCUUGACUCUGAGACGCCAGUCAAAGACUUCCCUGUUACGGAGAGUCAGUACAUGUUCUCCCUGGAGGGAUCGGGCCUCAGCUUCGCAGACCUGUUCCGUCUUGUGGCCUUCUGUUGCAUUAGCAGGGAUGUCUUGCCGUUCACUCUAAAUCUGCCUAAAACCAUCUCUGCAGCCCAGACGCCAAACGACUUAGAGGAGGUGGCCCACCUAGGAGCAGGGUUCUGGGACUCCGAGCUCGGCAGACAAAAGAAAAGCUAUGCCUCCUGGUCGUCCGGGACGAACCCCCAGCGCCAGUCACCCAGCCUGAGGCAGAGGUCCGUUACCACCCCCCUGGUCACCCGCACCCCGUCCCAGCUGGAGUGUUCCCAGUCCAACGGGGCUCUCUGCUUCAUCAACCCCCUAUUCCUAAAGGUUCACCACCCAGAGGGGGUCAACCAGACCCAUCAGCCCUGCGCCUACAAUGACCCACACCGCCUAAACGACAGUACCACAGCUGAAGUUACAGUUGUGCAGCAACAACAGUAUUGUACCAGGGACCCGGGGCCCCUUGGCGACGGCACCUGCGGCCCUGUGCCCCACAGCCCCGGCAGCAGCCCGCAGAAUCAUGACAACGGGGGCAUUGUAGGUGUAAGCCGCUCGAACAGCGUGUCGCGCCCCCCGCCUCCUCGCCCCCCACCUCCGCGCAGUGUCCCCACUCGCCCUGCCCCCCUCGGACGCCAGCUCAGCAUGCCUCAGAAGAUAUCCUGGGUCAACACCCCCAAGGAGAGGGAGAAGGGCAGUAGCCUUCUGUCCCGCCUGGGCUCCUCGCUCAGCAUCAGCCCUUCCUCCUCUUUCCUGUCCUCCUCCCCUCCUAAGAAGCUCAGUAUCAGUGCCCCCAUCUCCAUCCCCCUGUCACUCUCCUCUCCCACGAACCGGCUCAAACCCACACAACCACCCGACAUCGACUGCCACCUGGCCCUUGAUGACCGGACUAUUGAGAAUGCCAUAUCUCUCAGCCUGGCCAAGAUGUCACUGAGAAACGCCGACAGCCCCAGUGACCACAGAGAUCCGGCCCCGUCCAAUGUUGAGGACGAGGGAGGAAGAGAUGGAGGACGAGGGGACAGUGUCCAGCGCCUUAGCGACAUGAGCCUCUCCACCGACUCCUCAGCCGACUCCCUGGACUUCUCCCAGGGCUUCUUCCCCCCCCUCCCUGAACCCAGCCCGCCGACCACCGACAACCUGGCCCUGCCCCCCCUCAACAAUGCCUACAGCAGCAUGGAGGACGAAGACGACGACGAUGAAGACGAGUUGGGCGCGAGCCCGGAGAGCGACCAGGACCUGACCGUCACCCCCCCCGGGCUGCGCGGCAAACGAGCCGGGGCCAUGGUCAUCCAGCGGGCCCUCAGGGGCCACCUGCGGAAGAUGAGCGGCGUGUUUAACUCACUCCUGACCCCGGAGAAGCGGGCCGUACGGAGAGUCAUGGAGCUGUCCAGGGACAAGGGCUCGUACUUUGGGUGCUUGGUGCAGGACUAUCUGAGCUACCUGCAGGAGGGCGGGGGCAGCCAGGUCUGUCAGUGUCACGCCUCGGGCCUGGAGCUCCUGCAGACACUGCGCCAGUUCAUCACCCAGAUGAAGAGCUACCUGUGCCAGAGCUCCGAGCUGGAUCCCCCCAUACAGUCCCUCAUCCCAGAGGACCAGAUUGACUACGUCUUAGAGAAGGCCAUGCAUAAGAUCGUCCUGAAGCCCCUGAAAGGCAUGGUGAGUGGGGCCCUCCAGGAGUUCCAGGUCCGCAGCGGGGCAUGGAAGAUACUAAAAGAGAACCUCACAUUGGCCAAGGCUCGGCAGCCACGGGAAAUGGGCGUGGCCGACACCCUCCCCCCGGAUCCGGUUGCCAUAGAGAAAAUCCGGCACAAGUUCUCAACCAUGUGUAAGCUGUACUCCCCCGAGAAGAAGGUGACCAUGCUGCUGCGCGUCUGCAAACUCAUCUACACCAUAAUGGAGGACAACUCCGGUCGGAUGUACGGGGCGGAUGACUUCCUCCCCAUGCUGACCUAUGUCCUGGCCCAGUGUGACAUGCCCCAGCUGGACAACGAGAUCCUCUACAUGAUGGAGCUCCUCGACCCCUCUCUGCUCCACGGAGAAGGUGGCUACUACCUGACCAGUGCAUAUGGUGCCAUGUCCCUUAUAAGGAACUUUCAAGAGGAGCAAGCAGCUUGUGUUCUUAGCUCUGAAACCCGUGACACACUCCACCAGUGGCACCGUCGGCGAACCACCCAGCGCACUGCGCCCUCUGUUGACGACUUCCAGAACUACCUGCGGGUGGCGCUCCAGGAAUUGGACAGUGGCUGCACAGCAAAGACCCUGCAGGUGCAGCCCUAUGCUACCACUGAGGAAGUCUGCCAGAUCUGCGCCUACAAAUUCACAGUUCCUGACCCUGAAAACUACGCUCUGUUUCUGCUUACUGAGGGCUCCAGCCAGCAGUUAGCCUCCGAUACGUACCCUCAGAAGAUUAAAGCUGAGCUCCACAGUCGACCCCAGGCCACGCCUUUUUACUUCGUCUUCCGUCGAGUGGCUAACCUCAAUGACCUGGCCGUGACCUCUCUUGACCCCCAAUCCAAUCUCAAUGUUAUACUUUCCACAGACUCUAAGCCAGACCUCACUGACAUAACUCAGACCCGUUUGGACCCCCAACCGAACCUCAACCUAGGUCUUAGUCCCAGUCUUAGCCUCAGUCUACCCCCCAACCAGCACAAAAGCAGCAACUCCAUAUCCAUCUGAGAAUGCUCACCUGUAACCCAACAAAACUGGAAUGAGCUGUAUUCAGCUGGUCUGAAGUACGCUGAAGUGGGCCUUACUGGUUUAGGCUGUGCGUGCUGAGCUUCUCCAUAACAAAAAUCCCCCUUUGUUUAUGUUGUGUCUCACAGGAUAUACUCUAAAUAGAAUGCUCCGAGUACAGGGACACGGCACAUGGAGGCAAAAUGAACUUGCAGAGAAGAUGAAUAUAGAGGCUUUGAGAUCAUAUUGUUACAGACACGACUGAGUCGCUGUGGUCGUGCUUCAUAAGUAUCUGAAUGGGUAGAUUCAGGGUGAGAUUUUAGUGUGUCAUAUCUAAUGGUGAUAAUUAGACAGAACACUAAUCUCAGAUCUGUAUGAAAAUCUCCAAGCAGUAGUGCCUUCACAGCAAUUUCUUUCUGGGUUAAUGACUGGGUUCAGCUGUUGCAUUGUAAUUAAUUUCAAAGGUUGCAGUUGCUGGCAAACUGCAUUGUGUGUUUUUAUGGAAUAUUGUUAUAUAAUGGUAUGUUUUUCUUCUAAGUAAAAUGUUAGAAGCAGGCAUUUCUGCCAGUGAUUUUUUGUUUAUGACUAUCCAGGAGAUAUAUCUAAUACUUCAUUGCUAAUCUUUGAGUUCAACAAUACAGUAGUUUUGAUGUGUGAUCAUUAGAUGUAUGAUGGAAUGACUUGGUCUAUGGCACCAGAGUCAAAGGUCUGACAAGGUCAUGAAAUAUUGUACUACUGACUAAUAUUAAACGUAGGCCUAAGUUGCCUCACGAACUUGUGAAAUUUGAAGUGCAAUGUCUCAAGCUGGUCUGAGAUUAAGCACUAACACACCAACUUUUUUUAGUUUGGAUUUCGGCUCUUGGCUGGUAAGAUAUUGAGCGCUGGGUGCGACAGGGCAUGAAAGAAAGAUUUGUACGAAGAAAAGAGUUGCUAGAUGGAAAGAGAAGGGAACGGAAUGAGGGAAAGAGAACUGACGUAUUGACAGAAUCUAAAGUUACUUUAGACAAAUGAUAUGUUAUUAAUGUUUCACUAUCAGUACUCUUGUUUACAUGAAAACAUUCCUGAUGCUGUAGAGAGGUAACAGAAAAGUUUAAGUAGCCAGAGUGGUGUUGUUAAACUGUAGCAUUAUUUUUAGAAACAUUAUGUAGCCUAUAAUGUUAGUUCAAAUAUAUGGAAAUAUGUUAAACUAUUUGGGGACUGUAGAGGUGUUAUCCUGUUUGUUUUUAUUGACUGUAAUACAAUUACUACUCUAACAAGAUAUUCAAUCUUAUUUUGAACACAUUUGAGUAUUUAUGUAUCUGUGCUGGGAUUUUUCACAGAUGGCUAUUUUUCAUGUCAUAUUGCUGUCUUCACAGAUCAACAAGACAUCUCUAUGUGUUCCUAUGUUAAGGACUGUAUGUAGGUAUCAUUGAAUUAUAUUAUUUUGCACUCAAUAAAUGUUGGUCAUGGA